Molecule: messenger RNA, 450 nt
Organism: Oldenlandia corymbosa var. corymbosa
Lineage: Eukaryota; Viridiplantae; Streptophyta; Magnoliopsida; Gentianales; Rubiaceae
Source: the annotation of a GenBank genome assembly
AUGAGCAACCCAUUAGGGUAUGCAGUGGAGUUGGUGAUGAAAGCCAAAUCGGAGGUAACUGAGGAGUACAUGAAAUCCAAUGCGGACUUUAUUGCUCUCACAGGACGAAGACUCCCCCGCAUCUUUUCGCCAUGGAAUCAUGUGGUGUCCGACUUGACACGAGUUGGGUUUGAUGAAGUGGAUUUUGGCUGGGGAAAACCAGCUUUUGCUGGACUAGCCGUAGGGAUUGAUGAUGUGGGACAGUUCAUUAAUGGAGUGAGAACUUGUUACUUGCCAAGCAAGAAUAAAGGAGAGAAAGGCAUGCUAGUUCCAGUUUGCUUGCCUAGAAUUGCCAUGGAAAGGUUUGCUCAGUUGAUUGAAAUCCUGUUGAAGAAAAGGAUUAAUGAAGGGGAUGAUGAUUCAGGAGAUGAUCAUUUUGACUUCUUCAACGAAGUUAGAUCUGCAUUAUGA